This is a messenger RNA of Vitrella brassicaformis, 2596 nucleotides long. NCBI's taxonomy places the organism in Eukaryota, Vitrellaceae. The record is from the annotation of a GenBank genome assembly.
GUCUUUCCACGCUGUUGAGCCACCGCGAAGGCGUGGAUAGCAUGAGGAGAACAAGCUCCACCAGCCUCUGUUGAAGAUCCGCAGAGAUCCGCGACGAUGCAUGUCCUGGGCCGUUUGGCUGACAGACUCAAGGACUUCGCCGAGACCGUUGCCGACUCCAUCACAGGCCUCGGUGUAGAUGGCGAUGCGUACCUGGGUCCCACCGCGCCCGUCUACAUUCAUCGGAACAUCAUCGCCAUCCCCUUCCCGUCGCAUGAGCUUCUCCCAGAUCUCGCGGAGGUGUUGAACGCCAACCAUGGCAGCAAUUACCUGGUGCUCAACAUGUCGGAGAGGACCUACGAUGCCUCGAGAUUCAACGGGCAGAUCGUGGACGUGCAGUUCAGGGGCAUGCCGUCGCCCCCUCUGGAUCUGCUGCUCAAACUGUGUGUGUCGUCCAGCCAGUGGUCGGCACCAAGAAUCAGACAUUCACUUCAUGCUCUCGGGAUGGUUUCCAUGUGUGUCGCUGUAUUGUGUUUGGUUCGCAGGUUGCUGUCUGACGCUCAAAAUGUGAUUGUGGUCCACUGCUACCACGGCUUCAGCCGAACUGCCGUCUUCAUCGCAUCCUUCCUGGUCAGACGAAGGGAAUCAGUCAGCUCUCACUCACUAAGCCUCGGUCGGUGUGGGCAUCUUGUUGCCUCGCCCGUCGUCUUGUUCAGUCGUGGAUAGGUCUGUGCAAGAACCCUCACGUAGCGCUCCAGAAGGUGUGUGAGGUCCUGGGCCUGACCAGCACGCCAUCGCCGCGUGUGGUGCUGCCGUCACAGUGGAGGUAUCUGCACUACUUUGCGAGGUUGCAACGCGGCGAAAUGGUGAGAGCAAGGAAGGGGCGAACAGAGUCCGCGAACACAUCGAUUUGCCGCCUCUUGUCCACUUGUUCAGCCUGAGCACGCGUCAUUGAUGCUGCGGCGCAUACUGAUCAACGGGAUCCCCGUGCUGUCCCCGCCCAUCGUCGUCCAUGACUCCCUCGUCCCGGCGGCGGCAGUCGCCUUCCGGCCAUUCUACGAGGUAGGCAGUGCAGUGCCAGCAACAACCACCAAGAAGCAACACCGACCCGACCGCCCUUUUUGUGUGUCUUCCCUCUGUUUCACAGGUGUGGCAGGCAGGGGAGCUCAUCUACUCUUCCCUGCCUGAAGCACCAACAGCAGCAGCUCCACCACCAGCCGACGCACAACCACAGCCAUCGAACGGGCAGCCUGACGAGCACACGGCCGACGGGCAGCAGAUUGCCAGUGAGGCGAUGGCGGCCCUGAGCGACCAUCGUGAGGCGGCGCUGCCUGGCUAUGCGGUCGAGGAUGGGACAGUCAGGUUCGAAUGCAGCCUCAAAGUGACGGGUAAUACGAAGAAGGGGAUUGGUGCCUCUGCAGGGAUGGGUGUGCUGUUGUGUUGCUGGUGUGAUGGCAGGUGAUGUGUUGCUCCGCGUGAGGCACCAGGCAGACGAUGGGACCAAGUGCUCGGCCUUUCGAGCGGCCUUUCACACAGCAUUCGUUCCAAGUGAGCCGUGCAGUCCAGAGUGACGAAAAACACCCCGCACAUGACAGUCUUCACUGCGCGCGUCUGUGUCCCUUUCUGUCUACAGAUGACACUCUGUGUCUCAAGCUGGGUCUCUCCGAGCUCGACGGUGCGGCAGGCGACGUCCGCUUCCCAGCCGACUUCUUCGUCGAUCUGAUGUUCGAGCCAUCCACUGACCCUGAUGAUGAUGGUGAGCGCGUGGCGGCCCUCCGCAGCCUCGUCACAAGGGGGCAGGAGAAGGCGCAGGAGGUCAAGGCCGAGCUGCUUCGCCGCGUGAGGGCACGAAAAGACGCAGAAAAGAGGACGGCGCAGCUGGAGGAGCUUCGUAAGACACACACAGACACAUACACAUACACACACAUCCGUAUCGGCGCAAACACAGAUGUGUGCCGUUUGUUUCUUCAGGUAUGCGAGCGAAGCUCUUCAAGGAGCAAGCCGAGCAACAGACAACCUCCACCCGGCCGCCAGCUGAUGUCGACACUGGUGACGAGAGGAACGGCGCGAUGCCGGAGAGCAGCGCGGCAAUCUCACCCGAACCGCACCAUGUGAGCAACGAGCCACACAUACCCAUACGCGCAUGGCCAGCAUGCAGCAUCGUCAUGGUGCGCUGUGUCCAUGUGUCAGGUAGACCUGGCUCAUGAGGAGGAGCGGGAGCAUGGCGACAAGCACGAUGUGGAGGAUAUAUACGACAUGGACUGGACGACCGACAUGCUCUCGCCAAAGGGAGGCAACGGGACGGGGGAGGGCGGCGGCGAAAAUGAUGAUGGAAGUGAGUGAGCCAAAUGUAUCCGCCUUGUAUCUGUGAAGCUUAGAUGUAUCAUGUGUACUUCCGGCCGUGCGUGAAGGACUAGUGCUUUUUGUGUAUAUCUGCUGUGAUCGGUGAGAUGCGGCGACCGUCUGCAGCUCCCUUAUGCCACCCCCACCACGUUCAUCAUCUUCUUUCUGUGAGACACAAGAGAUGAUGAGUGAGGGCGACGUGACAGAAGAGGGUUUCAGAUGACAUGCACUGACAAUUCAGCCUUCCAGUCCACUACUGGGCCCCGCUGCAUGC